This is a messenger RNA of Chanos chanos (milkfish), 1158 nucleotides long. It is a transcript of the gene tnfrsf19, whose product is annotated as tumor necrosis factor receptor superfamily, member 19. Gene Ontology annotation, molecular function: signaling receptor activity; protein binding. The record is from RefSeq and is a predicted model, not a curated record. The transcript is spliced from 9 exons. Gene Ontology annotation, biological process: positive regulation of JNK cascade; positive regulation of canonical NF-kappaB signal transduction. Lineage: Eukaryota; Metazoa; Chordata; Actinopteri; Gonorynchiformes; Chanidae. Gene Ontology annotation, cellular component: plasma membrane.
AUGGACCAGCACACCUGGUUUCUCUGUCUGGAGUUAUUAUUCCUCAGUGUUUUUCUGCAUGUUUAAUGUCCCUCUCAGGUUCCCAUAAUUGCCGAGGAGAAGAGGGAAUGCCGAGAGCAAGAGUAUAAGGAUCAGUUCGGCAACUGUAUACCCUGCAAGCAGUGCGACGCUGGACAAGAACUAUCCAAGGAAUGUGGCUUUGGUUACGGAGAGGAUGCCCGAUGUGUGCCCUGCAGAGCCAGCCGCUUCAAGGAGGACCGCAGCCUGCAGAAAUGCAAGCUGUGUCUGGAUUGUGCCCUCCUCAACCGCUUUCAGAGGGGAAACUGCUCCACCACCACCAACGCAGUGUGUGGUGACUGUCUACCAGGGUUUUACCGAAAGACGAAAUUAAGUGGAUUCCAGGAUAUGGAGUGCAUCCCAUGUGGGGACCCACCCCCUCCAUAUGAGCCUCACUGCAGCGGACGUGUAAACCUGGUCCCCAUUCCGUCCACUGUGACCAGCCCCCGUGACAUGGCCCUGGCCGCGGUCAUCUGCAGCGCUUUGGCCACUGUCCUGCUGGCCUUGCUCAUCCUCUGCGUCAUCUACUGCAAGAGACAGCUCCUGGAGAAGAAGCCCGGGGGAUCCCUGAGGUCUCCAGAUGGUCCGUAUAAUGGAGCGGAAUUGUCCUGCCUGGAUCGACACAGAGCCCUCGAGUUUUCCCAGCGACCCUGCUGCCACUGUCCCCACGGUCCAGGUUCUCUUUCAGGUCCUGUGCACUUGAUUCCCUCCCUGUGCUGCGAUGACACUUGUAGUAUUGGUCGGAGUGGAGACAACAGCCCCUUCCAAUCUCAGAACUCUCUCAACAAAGAACACACGAGCCCUUCUGUGGGGAGUAGCCAAGCAGAUCUGGGAACUCAUCCAGAACCUCUAUCCAGUGAGUUAACCGAGAAUUGGCCGCUCAUCCAGAACUCCGAUGGUCUCCAAGAACACACAAAGAGGACCGCCUCCUCUUCUUCUUCUUCUUCUCCUACUGAGGAGGACCAGGCGUCAAGGCAGGGUCACGCUCACCAUACAGGUCUCUCCAUUGACCAGACCAAAGAGAAUCAAGAGGUCGUCAGCAGCAGUCUGCCAGACAAUGCAUUUCAUUCAAAGGAAGAGCUCCCCACCUUGGAAGGUUGA